AGUGAGAAACAGAGAAGAGAAAAGGAAAAAGUGGGUUUUGUGUGCUCGUGUGGGCUGUGUUUGAAAGGGAAGGAAGAAGGCUUUGUAAAGCUUGAAUCAAGUGAAGGAAAAUCAGAAUUUUUUGGUGCCCAGAUAAGUUUAUUCACUGCUGUAUUUUCUGCUCUGUUUUGUGGCUGAAAACUGCAUGUUUGUAGCUUGAUAGAGUGCUGAAAAUCUGAUCUGUUACUGCUGUGUUUCUGCUGCGUUUCUGCUCAGUUUGUGACUGUUUUUUUGGUGAUAUUUGUGUGUGCAUUUGGGCCCUUGUUCCCCCCAACAGAAUGUCGUUUAGUGUUUUGUUUACCUUUCAUAUCUUCAAUGCUCAACAUUUAAUCAUUGAUAUCAUUGUGGCAAAGGAAAUGAGUGGAACAUUCAAGCUAACUGCAAGAAAUUUAUAUGGCGCAACGUGAUGGGCUUUACUUUCCGACAUUUUUUCCAUAGACGUAUAGGGAAUGCUUAGCUUAUUGAAAUUCACUUGAACGAGUGUCUUCCAUUACAUUUAGUCAAACUACAACUGUAAUCUUGCUCUCACAAAGCUUUCCCUACUACUGGAACUGGACUCUUAACCGACGGGCCCCUAGUAGUCACUGAGAUCAAUUGCAGUUCACAUAGCAUUAUCAUUAGUGUUGGUUACAACUUAUAUAGAUCUAUGCCUCUUUUUUGCUAGUUGCUCUCCUGAAGAUGAAAUUUGGGUGUGUUAUGUAGAGUGGCAUGGAGGAAAUAGGAUCCCAUAUUUUUCACCCCAUACAUUGUACACAUGCGACUCUCGUUUACAUGUCCUUUUGUCUCCUGCAUCUAUUAUGUCUUGUGAAGUAUCGUGACCUACCUCCUUUAAUGUUUCUCAUAGACUUCGUAAUAUGUUUCUUGUUUUAAAGCAUGUUAGAAAUCAUGUUCAAGCAAUAUUUCUUUUCAUACUUUUAAUGCUUGGAUCAGAGCUCCAUGUUACUUUUUAUAUGCCAUUGUAAUGGAACUUUCGUGAUGUUUGUAUACCAAGUGUGUGCCUCAUGAAGAAAUCAUCUAGAUAAAUCUUGGGAUGUGCCUCACAUUCACGAGAAUAAAUUAUCAUAAUUUUUUCAGUUGGAUGCUUUCAAGUUCAGCCUUUUCUUUGCUCGGGAUUGUUUUAGACAAGAAGUAGGUAUUACUGAUUUUGCGCAUCUUUGAUGUAUUUGAUGGUUGGUCUAUUCUUAUUUUUUGUCGUCUUAUAGAUAUGCAAAGAUGUCUACUAGAGGUGGAGGACGAGGAGGACGAGGAGGUCGUGGAAUGACAGGUCAUGGAAUCACUCCUCAUGGUGUGACUACAAGAUCAGUGCUUACUCCUGCUAUGCCAUUUACGCCAAAUAAUGGUGUGACUACAAGAUCAAUGAUUACUCCAACUGUGCAAUCUACGCCAAAUAAUGAUCCAGAGCAAAACUCAUCUGCCGCUCUGCACAUAUCUGAGUCUGAGCAACCAAAUGAAUCCUUGACACCCGAAGAUGCACCUGUAACUAAGCAAGUACGUGGGAGAACUAAAGGUUUAGCGCUAGCUAAAAUUCGAAGGCGUGGAGAGAAGGUUAAGUUGGGAUUUUCUAGAAUGCUGGGACAACCAACGAGUGACAACGAGGAUGACUUGACUAGGUACACCACAGAGUUAGGUAUUAUUGUUCGGCAAUUUGCUCCUUUACAGGCAAAAAGCUGGAAGGUGGUGCCCCAAGAUGCAAAGGAAAUGUGUAUUGCACACAUUCGUGAAAAAUUUGAUCUUCCUGAAGCAACUUAUGUAGACAAAGCUAUACUGCAAAGUAUGGGUAAGCGAUACUGUGAUUGCCGAUCCCGCCUCAAGAAGAAGUUUGAGAAAGGAGCUGUCGAUUGCCCUACACACAUAGACGGGGCAGAUUGGGGAUAUCUGUCUAACUUAUGGCAAGACAAAGACUAUCAAGAAAAAUGUGACAAGUACAAGGAUAGUCGAUCUAAGCCUAGGAAUCACCAUGUUGCUGGAUCAAAGGCUUUCUACAAGGUCAAAAAUCAUUUGAAAAAGAAAAACAAUGGCUUGAAUCCUGACCUUCCCGAGACUUGGAUGAAGACUCAUUACAGCGAAAAGAGAAAAUGUUGGACAGAUGGUUCAGAAACCAUAUAUAAAAAGUUAAAAGAUGUUCAGGAUCAAGCGAUGGCAAAUGGAUCUGUUCCUUUGACAGAUGAGGAGCUCUCAUGUACAGUCUUUGGAUCCAAACCAGGAUACAUACGUGGUUUAGGACAUGGUCCCAAGCCUAGCUUAACAAAAUCUGGCCAAACUUCUCGAGCACAACUUAUAAGAGAUGCUGAAGAGGCUAGAGAAGAAACAACAGCAGCGCAGAAGAGGUGUGAGGAGGCUCUAGUUGAAGCAGCAUUGGCUCGUAAAAAUACAGAGCAACUAGCAGAAACCGUGGCUAAUAUGCAAUCCCAAUUAAAUUUCUUGUUACAGCAAAAUGGUCACAACAUGUCUUCCAAUGAUGCUAAUUACUCAACAAACGAUGGUGAUCGUUUGGUGGAUGAAGAUGCAAUGGAGUACUAGAUGGGAAACCAAUUAUAUCUUUUGGUUGAUGCAAUAGAGUACUAGAUGGGAAACCAAUUAUAUCUUUUGGUCGAUGAAGAUGCAAUGGAGUACUAGAUGGAAACCAAUGAUGUUAUCUUUUGAUGGAUGAAGACGCAAUGAAGUGUUAGAUGGGAAACUAAUGAUGUUUGGAGGACAAAACCGCUUCUUGCCUUUUGUUUUUUGGGACUUCUAGAUGGAAGAAGGAUAUUGGAAGGAUGCAAUUAGUUUUUGGUAUAUAAUAGUACAUAAUAUAGUACUUCAUUGCAGUUUUUGUAAAGAUACUCGACACAUGAUAUUAUAUUUUGGGGAUUGAAGUACCAGGCUAUGACAUUUGUGAAAUUAUUUUAAUGUU
Messenger RNA from Rhododendron vialii, 2932 nucleotides. RefSeq lists its product as uncharacterized. Bases 1252 to 2559 code for a protein of 435 amino acids. The record is from RefSeq and is a predicted model, not a curated record. Lineage: Eukaryota; Viridiplantae; Streptophyta; Magnoliopsida; Ericales; Ericaceae. The transcript has 7 exons.